AUGGCCGCCAAGAGAGCGCUGGUGAUCCUGGCCAAGGGAGCCGAGGAGAUGGAGACCGUCAUCCCCACCGACCUGAUGAGGAGGGCCGGGUUCUCGGUGACAGUUGCCGGUCUGACAGGUAAAGAUCCCGUCCAGUGCAGCCGAGACGUUGUCAUCUGUCCGGACACCAGUCUAGAGGAGGCGCGCAAACAGGGUCCGUAUGACGUUGUGGUCCUUCCUGGAGGGAAUCUGGGGGCUCAGAAUCUGUCCGAGUCUCCCGCAGUGAAGGAAGUCUUGCAGGAACAGGACGCGAAGAAAGGUCUGAUUGCUGCUAUCUGUGCCGGCCCCACCGCCCUCCUGGCACACGGAAUAGCAUAUGGAAAGAAGGUCACCACACACCCCCUGGCCAAGGACAAGAUGAUGAAUGGAGACCACUACCAGUACUCGGAGAACCGCGUGGAGCGGGACGGCCACAUCCUCACCAGCCGUGGCCCCGGCACCAGCUUUGAGUUUGGUUUGGCCAUCAUCGAAUGUUUGGCGGGGAAGGAGACGGCGGAUCAGACAAAGGCUCCUCUGGUCCUCAAGGACUAA
Molecule: messenger RNA, 570 nt
Organism: Staurois parvus
Lineage: Eukaryota; Metazoa; Chordata; Amphibia; Anura; Ranidae
Source: the annotation of a GenBank genome assembly